UUCAUUUUCAAAUCCGAUGCACAUGCAUUGAGGACAUUUGGAUUGAGGACAUCGGAGCGGAUUGGUUGGUUAGUGUGUUGAGGACGUCCGGGGAGAGAGGCCACCGCUGCUGCUCAGGAAGGUAGGCACGCAGUGUGCAGCAUCAGAUGCAGCAGCAGCGAGAUCUCACAAGAAUGCACUGCUUUGUCCCCGUCAGAACAGAUCUUCGUUGGACUCUUCAGUGAUGUCUUCGCCGUCCUCUCUGCUGGUGCUCACUCUCGAGGAGGCCAGCGACCUCAUUGUGGACGCCGAACGGUCGCUCUCAUCUCAUCUGCGGCACACGCUCGAGACCAUACAGCGCGGCACACACGAGUCCAUCCGGCGGCUCCACGGCCUCCUGCCGGCACUCAUCGACAAUGCUUCCAUGCCGCUUGGCGUGUCGGUGGGGGCCGAUGUGCUGAUGCUGUGGAUGAGUGCCUGGUGCGGGAGGUGCGGUGCAUUCGGGCGUCUGCAUCUCGAGCAAGAGGGCGAAGGCGAUGAGAGAGGCGGAUGAGGAGAAGGAGUCGGUCGGUAUGCCUCUGCAAG
This is a messenger RNA of Vitrella brassicaformis, 564 nucleotides long. The record is from the annotation of a GenBank genome assembly. NCBI's taxonomy places the organism in Eukaryota, Vitrellaceae.